AGACCAAGUAGUUUCUAGCUUUUUCUUUCAACACUUCAAGCCGUCGCCUUUGCUUUUACAACUAUCACAAUAUUCAGCGAUUCAGUAGCGGACUUUAUCUGUGUACACUUCGCUUUUAACAAUGCCUCGGGGCGGGAAGAGGGGCCACAAGGGCAGAGGGAAGCAAUUCAGCAACCCUGAUGAGAUUGACCGACAGAUGAGAGCACAGAAAGAGUUGGAAGAAAAUCCUGGUGCAGACAAGGAGAGCUCUGCAGAUUCUGAUGAAGAGAGCAGCAGUGAAGAUGAAUCUGACUCCAGGAAGAGGAGUGGAGUGGAGGGGCUUAUAGAGAUCGAGAAUCCCAACCGUGUGUCUCAGAAGAGCAAGAAGGUGGCUGAGUUAGACGUUGAUGCUCCCAGAGAGCUGUCUCGGAGGGAGAGAGAGGAGAUCGAGAAGCAGAAAUCAAAGGAACGCUACAUGAAGCUCCAUUAUGAGGGGAAGACUGAGCAGGCCAGGGCCGACCUGGCCAGACUGGCCAUCAUCAAGAAACAGAGGGAGGACGCUGCCAAGAAGAGAGAUGAACUCAGGAAAGAAAAAGAAGCUGAAGAAGCCAAAGCAAAGCGCUAGUCCACUACCUGAAAGCUUCAACAUGCACUUGUCUCAGAGGGAUGGAGAGAGACGGAGAUCUGGAGGAGGAGGAGGAGGAGAAGAGCGGGGAGGGGGACGAGUACGAGUGGCAUCAGAUCAGGGGUGCUCCUGAACUCC
Epinephelus lanceolatus (giant grouper) is the source of this 742-nucleotide messenger RNA. It is a transcript of the gene pdap1a, whose product is annotated as pdgfa associated protein 1a. NCBI's taxonomy places the organism in Eukaryota, Metazoa, Chordata, Actinopteri, Perciformes, Serranidae. The record is from RefSeq and is a predicted model, not a curated record.